AUGAAUUCAAGUAUGCGCUCCAGCCAGUCCUCCUACGGGGACUCGCGGUAUCCAUCGAAUAUGAGCAUAAACGCCUCCGAUGCUCCAGGUCCGGUGCCGCCGCUUGGAAAGACACUAGUGGACGGGUAUCGAGAUACUCUAGACCCCCAACAUGAGGACCGGUCGCGGUACAACCCUCUCAAUCCGGAUCACCCGCGAAGCUCGGCUCUCCUUAAUGCCAACGACCCCGUGGCGAUGUACAUGUUGACCGAGACCGCGAUAGGAGAUAGCACGAAUUACGAAGUCCUGUCCUUGGAAGAGGUGGAAGAGCUGAAGAAGGAAAUGACACUACUUUCCAUUCGCAUCCAGGGCACGAAGCGGAAACUGACGGUCGAAACAAAACUGCGUGACGCGGCGCAGUCUCUCGGUAGGCUCUACAGCCCGCCCAGUCCACGGAGCAGCGGCGAAUACAAUACCAAUGGUGGUUCGAACUCGAACCGGAUGAGCCGGGGCAUAUUUGGUCGCAGUGGGGCUUCUGAGGCCCUCGAAAAGAGCGACUCUGAACUCGCGGUCAGCCAGAGACGAUGUGAGGAGUUGGCGCAGGAACUCUGGAGGUUGGAGAAGAGGUCUCAGACGAUCUGCCAGCGCUUGCUGGAGCACACUGCGGGUGUCUUGCAGAUGACACACAAGGGUCUGAAGAAGGGCCGUAAGAGCCCUGCUCCGAGCACUUCGGAUAGCACCUAUGACAAAUUCGACGAUCGCAGUCUCUACCGGACAACUGAGAAUUUGGAUAACUUUGGCUUGAACGGAAAGACCGAGACCAACGCGGCCGGCGUAAUGAAUACCGAGGCCAUGCAGGCUACAGAACGACGAUUGGAGGAACUUAGCGCGCGCAUGCAUGACAUGAUGAUACAGUUCAACCCCGGUGAAUCCAUUGACCCUCCCCCGCAGCUGUCAGAGGAUGGAGGGCCUGUCAAUCCCACAGCAACGGUCGACGCUCACUUGGACUAUAUCAAGAAUAACAUGGAUAAUAUCGUCUUGCACAGGGGAGACGUUCCUGCUCCCGUGGCUUCUCGCGAUAUUGUACCUGAAGUCGAGUACGCUUGGAAGCACCAACUCACCGAAAUCAACAAUCGAGUGCAAACCAUUGUUGAUCGGUUUGGUUUGACUCGUUCGCCCACCUUGCCUCCACUCCCUGAUGCGUCUCACGGCGAGGGGCUGGAAGAACAACUCUCAUACCUUCAAGCUGGUGUAGAUGGCCUGGAAAGUCGAGUGGAUGGAGUACUUGAGCAGAAGAGUAUUCUAACCACGCAAAUCCAGCAGCAACGCGAGCUCAAUUCCAAGUCGGAUGCCGAACGCGAUGCCCAGAUCGGAGAACUGACGGAACAGUUGACCCAAGUUCGCAAAGAGCUCGAAGUAUCCGAACGUGAAAACAACGCCAACCGCGAUGAGCUGGCUCUUGUCAUGGCGCAGCUCAACGAAAUGCGCCACAGUGGCUCUUCUCAGGAAGAAGCCAAGGCGACUCUGGUUCAGGCCGAGGGCGAAGUCGCGCGCUUGCAAAGCGUCAUUACCUCGUUGCACAGCGAAGCUGAUGCCAGGACUAACGAAGUUAGCGAUGCUCGGGAUGCCCAAGAUCAAGCAGAGGCCGAGAUUAAGCGCCUAGAACAAUAUAUCGACGAAGUGCAGAGAGACAAUGAUACUAAAGCCGAGGAACUCAGUGAUUCCCGCGACCGCGCUGAAGGUGAGGUCAAGCGUCUCCAGGCCGUCAUUGCGUCGUUGGAGAUUGAUACCGACGCUAAGAGCCAAGAGGCCAGAGAGGCCCGCGACCGUGCGGAAGACGAAGUCAAGCGUCUAGAGGUCGUCCUUUCAUCAUUGCAAAAUGAUAACGACACUAAGACUGAAGAGGCCAGAGAGGCCCGUGACCAUGCGGAAGACGAAGUCAAGCGUCUAGAGGUCAUCAUUGCGUCGUUGCAGAAUGAUAAUGCCACUAAGAGUGAAGAAGCAAGAGAAGCUAGAGAGGCUUGCAACCACGCGGAAGACGAAGUCAAGCGUCUAGAGGCGGUCAUCUCAUCAUUGCAAAAUGAUCUCGACGCUAAGACCGAAGAAGCCAGAGAGGCCCACGCCCAUGCGGAAGAUGAAUCCAAGCGUCUACAUAUCAUCAUUGGGUCUCUGCAAGACGAGCACGGUGCUAAAGGCGAGGACGUCAAGGAAGCCCGGGACCGCGCGGAGAACGAGGUUCAACGCCUACAGAGCGUCAUUGAAACGCUGCAGAACGAUAGCGAUUCCAGAUCAGAGGAGGUCAGGGGUGCCCGUGACCGUGCAGAGCAAGAGGUGGCUCAACUCGAAACCGCAAUCCAACAGAUCCGGAUUCAAUCUGAUGCCCGCAUUAAGGAAGCAGAUGAUCAGCGCGCGCAGUCCGACCAGAACGUCACUCGCCUGCAGAAUGAGUUGACUGAACUUGAAGGCGAGAUUGUGCGGGUCACAACUGAACUGACAAUGGCCAAGGCAGAGCUGGAUGGUGCCUAUGGUAGCCGAGCCGAGCGCGCGGCAGAGGUGGCUUCCAACCCUAAUGUCCAAAGGGAGAACGAUGCUCUGGUUACCCGAAAUAUCGAGCUCACCGAAGAACUGGCCUCUCUGAAGAGCCACCGCGGAGGUGCCGAUCUUCAGCAGCGGGCGGAUAACCUUGAAAGAGAACUUCGCGAGAUUAUCGAUGACUACGAAGCCAUGACAAAAGCCAGCAUCGAGUUUGAGAAGGAACGCGAACGCUUCGAAAUUUUCAUUGACACUCUCCGGGAUCGUUGCGAGCAACUCGAGACACAACUGGCGGAAGAACGUAUCAGCUGGAUGAACUUGAGUAGUCCCACAUCUGUUGGCCGCGAUGGCGCUUCUGAGACGACAUCUACCAUGGUGCUCAAAAAUGAGUUCAAGAAGAUGAUGCGUGACACACGCAACGAGAACAUGAAGAUACUGAGGGCCGAACAAGAAGAGCGUCGCAGACUUGAAGGGUUGCUGCGAGCCCUAAGAAAGGAGCACGCCCAGGUGACUGGCAAGCCAAUUCCCAGCCCAGGUGGCACUCCAUUAUGA
Molecule: messenger RNA, 3063 nt
Organism: Penicillium roqueforti
Lineage: Eukaryota; Fungi; Ascomycota; Eurotiomycetes; Eurotiales; Aspergillaceae
Product: involucrin repeat protein
Exons: 3
Coding region: 1-3063 (1020 amino acids)
Source: RefSeq, a predicted model, not a curated record